Cheilinus undulatus (humphead wrasse) is the source of this 4756-nucleotide messenger RNA. Its product is annotated as E3 ubiquitin-protein ligase pellino homolog 2. Bases 250 to 1536 code for a protein of 428 amino acids. Gene Ontology annotation, biological process: protein polyubiquitination; regulation of Toll signaling pathway. Lineage: Eukaryota; Metazoa; Chordata; Actinopteri; Labriformes; Labridae. The record is from RefSeq and is a predicted model, not a curated record. Gene Ontology annotation, molecular function: ubiquitin protein ligase activity; protein binding. The transcript is spliced from 7 exons.
CCGAGCAGAUAUGUUACGUUUCUAACUAGCUUCCGACUGGCAUUUUCGUAACGAAAAGAUGCGCCUUCACUGGAUUAAAUUAAUAAAAGAAACAAGAGGAAGUCGGGCAAAACUUUGGCCAACUAUGUCCAAACUUUAAUACACUGAAAUCCCUAUAACUUCUCAUCAGUUUCGAGUCUGUUAGCAUUGUUUUAUCUCCCCUACUAUUGCCAUUGGACGCGUUUUUUUCUUCUGGAGGAGUCCAGUCUGAUGAAUUCACCGAAAAAAGACGGAGAUGAUGAUGUGCCCGUUAAAGACCCGGUAAAAUACGGCGAGUUGGUCAUUUUGGGGUACAAUGGCUCUCUUCCAACCGGAGACCGUGGGCGCAGAAAGAGCCGUUUCGCUCUGUACCGACGAGCCAAGGCCAAUGGCGUCAAACCCAGCGCUGUGCACAUCCUCAAUACGCCACAGGACAGCAAGGCUGUCCACAGCAGGGGGCAGCACAGCAUCUCCUUCACUCUGUCCCGUAACCAGACGGUGGUGGUGGAGUACUGUCAUGACAACAACACAGACAUGUUCCAGAUUGGACGCUCCACAGAAAGUCCCAUUGACUUUGUGGUGACAGACACCUCCGGAGGGGGUAAGGAAGGAGAGGACCCCUCUAUUGCCCCCAGCACCAUUUCACGUUUUGCCUGCAGAGUCGUGUGUGAACGCAACCCACCUUACACCGCACGCAUCUAUGCCGCUGGCUUUGACUCCUCCAAAAAUAUCUUCUUAGGGGAAAAAGCAACCAAAUGGAAAAACCCUGAUGGACAUAUGGAUGGCCUGACCACAAAUGGAGUGUUAGUGAUGCAUCCAGAGGGAUUCCCAGAAGACCCCAAGCAGGGUCUGUGGAGGGAGAUCUCUGUGUGUGGAGAUGUCUACGCCCUGCGGGAGACUCGAUCUGGACCCAGUCGAGGCAAACUGGCAGAGGGAGAGAGCAGUGCGUUACGUGAUGGUUCCCUGGUUGACCUGUGUGGUGCCACCCUUCUGUGGCGCACAGGUGAGGGGUUGAUGCGGGCCCCCACCCUGCGUCACUUGGAAGCGCUUCGUCAGGAGCUAAACGCGUCUCGACCUCAGUGUCCCGUAGGCCUCAGCACUCUGGCCUUCCCCAGCCUGCCACGUAGCCACAGCCUCGAGGAGCGUCAGCCCUGGGUCUACCUCGCUUGCGGCCAUGUCCACGGACGUCAUGACUGGGGCCAAAGAUCUGAGGGCGAGGAGCUGCCAGGAGAAGGGGAGGGGUCCACAACACGAAGAGAAUGUCCCCUUUGUCGGAGCGUGGGUCCCUACGUGCCGCUGUGGCUGGGCUGCGAGCCCGCAGUGUACGUGGACGCUGGAGCCCCCACUCACAGUUUUGUGCCGUGUGGCCACGUCUGCUCAGAGAGGACAGCCAGGUACUGGGCCGAGACCCCGCUCCCCCACGGGACGCACGCCUUCAGACCCAUCUGCCCCUUCUGCUCCACUGCCCUCAGCACCCCUGGCUGGACACGGCUCAUCUUCCAGGGCCCCAUCGACUAGUUGUCAAUCCUCAGCAAUCACUUUUACAAUAACAGAACAAUGCCUGAGCUUCAUUCAGGAUUCAGUCAUUGAUCAGUGUUCAGUAUGGAUAGGUUAAUAAGAUGAAGUAAUGAAAGUAUGUGUGUUCUAAACUCAGGUCACACAUUUUGUGUGCAUAAUAAACUGGUCAGUGCUUUUCCUGAAUGCAGCUCAGGGAGAAGGAUUCCCUCCUCUUGUUUACCUCUUUAUGCUUGUUGAUUAAUGCGGGAUCAGGACAACAGGUGAAAACAGUGACGUUUAUUCACUAUAAUCAUGGAGAAGUUUGCAGUUUGUCAUUCCAACUAAACACAACACAAUCUGAUCUCACUCAUGAUUAACCCUCACCAAGAGAUUUCAUUUCAUAUAUGUAAACAUAUACAUGCAGGAGCUUAAAUAAUGCUGCUUGCCCCUUUUCAAAAGAUUAUUUUCAAAAAACCUUCACUACUAUAUCUUUUGUCAUCAAAAAGAAAUAAUCCAAAUGUCUGUCUUGGAAGCCAUGUUUGAAAUAACAAGAAGCUUUUUGCACAUAAGUAAGGAAUGGCCUUUUCUCUUUGCUGAUCUGCAGCUUCUGUCUGCCCUUUACUCAGUGAAACAUCGCUGCUUGCACUACUCGGCCUGAUAUCCUUAAUUUUAAACAAGUUACUGUAAUAAUAGCUAAAUGCUGCAACUCAUUCAUGCUUUUCCUUUAUCCACCUUCAAUUGUGACUUACGUUCUUUAAUAGAACUGUGCACAGACUUCCCCAGUUUCCUUAAUAAGCUAUAUUUACUGCUUAGGGUGUAUGUGUGAGGUUAUUGGGUGAUAUUCAAGGCUGUUGAUCCACAAAUGAUCCAUUAAAAAAAUCCUAGCUAUAAAAACUUUAUUGAGAAUGUACAGUUCCCAUCAUCCUCAUUUAUCCUUCUAGUAAAAUCUAUGCAGACACCUCAUUCAUGAGACUGCUUGUGUUGUAAAAGGUUGGAAUGAAAGCCUGCAGACUGCUUGCUGAUCUCUAGCAGGAACGCUCCACACUGUACGAUCACACCACAAAGGCAUCACCUGUUGAGCCCAGAUCUUAUCCUGAUCAUCAAGCAGUAGCAAGGAUAAGCCAGGGCUGGGGGAUUGAAACCGGGUAUAAAUUCACUUCAUAACUCUCUACAGCAAUAAAAGCACUCCUAUAGAUAAGCUAGAUGUUGUGCUAUGUUUAGAAAGUGUUCAGUCGACUGUCGCUUCAAACAUGGCUGGAUGGAUUUCGGGUUAAGGGCUUAACCAGAGAUGUGUUUAAUAAUACGGUUUGUGAUCUAAGAAUGAUUAAACCAAAGCAUUAGAAUAUGAAUAUGAGCAAUUAGAUACCUGAUGUUCAGAUGCAUAUUUAGCCUCAACAUGCUAACUUGACUAGUACUAUAUGUGGCUGCAGAGGAAAACAGCAGGCGUCUUUUACUUUACAUUAAAUUGAACACACCUCUGGUUAGUGAAUUAUGCUAAACAGGGUCUAUGUGGGUAUGAUAAAGUGUGUAAAAGGUUUGACCUUGUAUAACCUCAAAAGAUAACCUUUUUUGUUUUAAAGAGAAAUAUUUUGUUAGGAAAUGGGGCGGGAUUUAUUUGGGGGAAGCGUGAGGAAUUCUUUUAGGUGUUCAGUGUUAAAAAAAAAAACUAUUUUUCUAACUGAUAAUUGGUUUUAGUUAACCGUUGUUACUCAGUGUAAGCAAAAGUUGUGUAUGUUUCUGAUUAUUCUUGUGUGGUAGGUGUAGGAGAGCCUGUGAGUGAGAAAACAUUGCCAACACUGUGUCCAACAAACACUCAACACACUGCUACCGUAAAACAUUGCCCAGACAAUGAAUGUAGCCAAAUACUCGGGCUAUAUUUAGCCUUCCCUGGUGCUCAUAUUGAAUGGUCUAUAUUGUGAUACUAUUUUUGUAACUGAAUAUUAUGGUGUAGCUCGGUGAUCUUAAAAAAAAAAAAAAAAGUCAGAUAAAUUCAAUUAUAGCCUCAAGUAUGGAAGACGUAUAACUGAUAAUACACAGCCACAUGGAAAUCGUGUCUAGCUUGCAUGUGCUGAACGUACACAUACAGUAUGUACACUACACGUAUUUGAAAAACUUUGCACGGUUGAUCGCCAGCCUGGUUUUCAUGCUGAGAGCGUUUGUCGCAGACCAAGAUGUCUUCCGAGUCCUCUGCUUUUCAAACUGCAGUGUUUUUGUUUGUGUCAUUAUGGUUUAUUUUGGGAAGACCUCUCUAAAAGAAAAAAAAGCAAGCAAGCUUAAAAAAUAUCCUCAUACUUGAUGGAUGCGUGACGUUUGUGAAUGAGACCUAUGGGUUCCCACUUUGUACUACUAUGCUGAUAUUUUCCACCAAAUUCACUGCAGAAUGAUGUCCAUGUUCACACUUGUUUCUGUCAGUAUUUGGACUCAUCACAGAGCGUUUAUGGGAUUCAGCGUGCAUAAAUGCGUUAAUGUGUCCAUUAUAGAUCUAAAUAUAAAAUGGGAACUCCCUGCAGUGCUUUGGAUAAUGGAUGUUGUGUUGAUAAUAUCUGUAGCUCAGGAUUAGGGAUUUCAGACUCAGCUGGGAAGGCCUGAAAAUAACUGGUUGAUGAGGAUUUAACUCUUAGAUUGAAAGUAAAGGCAAAAUGUAAAAGGUAUUGUGACACAGGCUUUGAACAAAUCAGCUGCCCUUUACUGAGCACUCCAAAUCCAGUGAGUUUAACAGAUGAUAUAUACAACCAUUAAUGUAACACACAUUGGCAUGUGGAUGGAAGAAACGUUGCAGCACCCUCAUUGGCUUCUAGUUUUAAACCUUCCAUAUUUAUUUAGCUGGUUUUAUUUCCUUCUUCUUUGUUUAUUCUUCACUUUAACCCUCUUUGGAAUAUAAGUAUCCAUAUGCAAUAUCCUCUUUUUUUAUUAGUUUUUAGAGUCUCUCAGUUAGCCUACUGUAUCUUAGUGUGGCAACAGACUUUUAAAUACAACCAGUGAACAUCAGUAGCUCUUCCUUCAGUUAGUUUUUUGUAUUUGUAUCAGUUGACCUUCAUUCCAGAUGGCGAAACCUCAACCUAUGAACUCAUCUUAUUAUUACAGAUGAGUAAGUAGCCGACACGUAUUAUACUGCAUAAAAACCUCACAGUUAUUAAUGCAUUCCUUUACUUACAAACAUCCGUGUUAUGUACAGCUGUUUUGUAUUAUUUUAUAUCAUAUUCCCCUGUAAUUGUCCGGUGCACAGACAAUCGCUAUACAC